UUUAUUUGUGUGUUAUCAAUUUGAACUAUUUUGCUGACCGCGUCUGUUACCAGCUGCAAUUGAAAGACACGCCACCCCGUUCCCGGCGAAUGCAAAUGCAAACAAUGGCCAAGGCUGCGACGGAAGAACAAGUCACGUGCUGCCCGCUCCCGAGUCCGAGUGUCCGUAUGUCGUAUCCCAUAUUCCUGGCGUAGUCGUGUUCCUGGAUUCCCCGUUUCGCCGUACUCCUAAUAAGCGGCAAAUAAUUGGCAGACGAACUUGAGACUACCCCAAUGGCAUGGGGAUACGGAUUGCCAGUGGCAACUGCAAUUGCCACUAAAAAUCGAUACCAACCACCACCACACACAGCCACCCUGCAGGUUGUCGAUCCUGGCUGGAAUGUUUGUUUGUCUGUCGCCUUGUCUCCCCUUUCUGGCCACCAGCUUUCCAGUCGCCAGGGGAAAAGCAGAGAGAGAGCGAUUCGCUCUCAAUUGCAUUUUCACUGCAUUGCCUUAAAGUACAGCAUCCACCUCAAGAGCCCUCGCAAUCCGCUCCUGGAAUCCGUAAUGACAACAGUACACGAUCAUUACGGCCUUAGUAGUUGCAUUCUGUCGCCCUGCUCAAUGAACCAUUCCGCUGGCUGCAGUGGGCCCGACUUGGACAGCAACAGAAAAACAGCAACAAUUAAUAUGGCCAGCGAUGCGAAUCUAAUAAUGUGACUACAAUGACGACAAUAGACCCGCUCCCUGGCUCCCCGGCUCCUUAGAUCUCGGUGUUAUGUAAGCCGGGCUGGGCAGCUGCAAAGUGUGAUAUGUGGCCGGUUCUAACGAUACAUCAUUCUGAUAUAUAUGCCCCGAGGUGUGGACUGUAUAUCCAUAUAUCUGUAUAGCGACUACUUUUAGGUGCGUCAUAAAUUAACACUAGCUCUCGGCCCGUUUGGGCCAUUCGAGGAUAGUGGCCCAGUGGGCGGUAGCUGGGCUCAUAAAUACGGCACAGGGAAAACAAUUAAGCAUUGCAUGUCGGUCGUGUCCAGAGCCGCUGCAUCGAGAUCCAUGGAACACGGUCACCGGUGGUGGUCAAGGUGCGUGAGAUGGCCGUUGGCUGAUAACCAGCUGCGGAAUUGGCAGUGGCUACAAAUGAGCGAUCGUUUAUCUAAAUGGGCCAACAUGAUCGCACAAAUGGUUUGCUCUCAUUGGGGAGGGUGCACUUAAUGGCAGCGAUUGGUAGUGGUUUUAUGGCUCUUAAAGUAAUUGUAUCUGAUGAUUUCGCUAUUGCCAGAACAUCGGGCCAUAAACACUGUUUGGUGUUUUCAAUGAUUUUAUUAGCUUUAAAUUGCAUGAGAUGAUUUGGUAACCAAU
This is a messenger RNA of Drosophila simulans, 1337 nucleotides long. RefSeq lists its product as uncharacterized. Lineage: Eukaryota; Metazoa; Arthropoda; Insecta; Diptera; Drosophilidae. The record is from RefSeq and is a predicted model, not a curated record. Bases 273 to 698 code for a protein of 141 amino acids. The transcript is spliced from 2 exons.